Messenger RNA from Misgurnus anguillicaudatus (oriental weatherfish), 1915 nucleotides. RefSeq names its product adiponectin, C1Q and collagen domain containing, b (gene adipoqb). Gene Ontology annotation, molecular function: protein binding. The record is from RefSeq and is a predicted model, not a curated record. Lineage: Eukaryota; Metazoa; Chordata; Actinopteri; Cypriniformes; Cobitidae.
GAAACUAAAUAUAGUCCAGUAAAGCCUAAUGACAGUUGUACAAGCCAGUUGCUUUGUGUGGCUGUUCCUCACUGUCCUGUACUUUUAAUUUUCAAGGACAUACUCUUAAAUCAGGAUGAAACUACUGUGGAAGUUUGUUUUGGGAAUCCUUCUUAUUGGACAACUUGGUGAAGGUCAAAAUGAAGGUCUUUUAAAGGAGAAACUAGAGGAGCCAGCAGUGGAUGAACAGGCUGAAGGUCGAGGAGAUGUUAUGAUGAAGACAGCAGAAAAGGAGGUGGAAGAGCCUGACGGUCCAGGGGCAGAUGUCAGUCAACCUGAUGAUAGACAGCCAUGUGCUAUGUGGAUGGGAGGUGUUCCUGGCACACCUGGGCACAGUGGGAAACCUGGGAGAGAUGGCAGAGAUGGGCGUGAUGGACCAAGGGGCGAGAAAGGAGAUAAAGGUGAAACAGGUGAAAAAGGAGAUCCAGGAGAGAAGGGGGAUGUCGGCCCAGCUGGACCAAGAGGCUUUCCUGGAAACCCAGGUAUGAAAGGGACCCGAGGUGAAAGUUCACUGUCCUACCACUCGGCCUUUAGUGUAGGUCUCAGUGAGAUGGUUUCUGUCACAAACGUGCCAAUUCGCUUCAACAAGUUCUUCUAUAAUGACCAGCACCACUACGAUGAUGUUUCCGGGAAGUUCCGCUGCAAUCUGCCUGGGGUGUAUUUUUUUACCUAUCAUCUGACAGUCUACACCAAAGACGCUAAGGUCAGCCUCUACAAGAAUGACAAAGCUAUCAUGUUCACCUAUGACCAGUACCAGGAGAACAAUGUGGAUCAGGCAUCAGGCUCUGUUAUACUGCGACUGGAGGCAGGGGACGAGGUGUGGCUGCAGGUUUAUGGAGACGAGACUGUUGGUGGUGUGUAUGCAGAUAACAACAAUGACUCCACCUUCUCUGGUUUCCUCCUGUAUCCCGACAUUCCUGUUCCUGCCCGGGGACGUUGAAAAUACCCUGAAUGAUUUCAGUUGGAAAUCCAUUAGGAAGAUUGGGAAAUCCAUUUGAAUUUGUUAUGUAUGUUUACCAAACAUAAUGAGUGUUAUAGAUAGAUAUUGUUUAUUAGAAGUUUCUUUUUGGGAAUGACAUCUUCUAAAAUUUAAAAAAGGAUAUUUGCUUUUUUAUUGUAUCUAGUGAGAAAUGUUGGACUAAGAAGUGUUUUUACAUCAUUACAGUAUUGCGUGUUAAAUUUUGGCAUACUGUAUAAGGUUUAUUUCAAUGUGACAUUGCAGUAUAUAAACAAAGCAAGGUUUGUACAGUGUUCCAGUCGACUUUGUGACAGUCUGUAUUUAAGUAUCUGGUGUGCAUUUCACUGGCCACUGUCCAGCCCCAACAGUUGUUACUGUACAUGCAUGGGGUCCAAUUUUGGGGUCCAGUGUAUUUUUGUUUUAAUCGCUGUGGUCAGUGAGGAAGUAAAUGCUGUCCCUAAAACCCGCCUCUGAUAUGAUAAACUUAAAAGAGAUAGUUUACCCAAAAAUGAAAAUUCUGUCAUUAUUUACUCACUCUCAUGUUGUUAUAAACCUGUAUAAAUUUCAUUGUUCUAAUGAACACAAAGGAAGAUAUUUUGAGGAAUGUUUGUAACCAAACCGAACCCCAUUCACUUCCAUCGUAUUUUUUUCCUACUAUGGAAGUGAAUGGGGUUCAUAAACGGUUUGGUUACAAACAUUCCUCAUAUCUUCCGUUGUGUUCAUCAGAACAAAGAAAUGUAUUUAACGCUAUAAUUGACUGAUCUGUAGACAUUUUAAAUUUGGAAAUGAUGAUUAAUCUGAUCGAAUUGUUGUGUAUCAUUACUGUACUACUGUACUACAAUUUUUUGGCAACAAGUAGUUUUUGAGCUAGGAUAAUGAUUCUGAACAUAUUAAUAAAUUAUUUGAUAAUAAUUUAAA